AUGAGUACUGGCAUGCGAGCCUAUUCUCCACCCUCUGUGCCAGGUGAAAACUCAAGCAGCGAUGCGACCGAGCGUCUCCUCUUCAAGGAGGUGGACCCCAAGGGCCGACCGCCUCCCGCCGAAAUCGCUUCUACGCCCAGCUCACCUGGGUCUGACCAAAACGGCAACUGGGCUGUCGUUACGAGCGUUUCUGGUCGCGAACACAAAACCUUGGUAAGACCCUGCCCCACCGCACAUGUAUAA
This is a messenger RNA of Dibothriocephalus latus, 243 nucleotides long. The record is from the annotation of a GenBank genome assembly. Lineage: Eukaryota; Metazoa; Platyhelminthes; Cestoda; Diphyllobothriidea; Diphyllobothriidae.